GUACUGGUGGUCAUAGUUUCAGGUGUUGUGCUACUAUUUCCACAGGACCUGAAGGGUUAAGCCACAACGUUUAUUUAGUAAGUAUUUUGUUAAUAUAUAAUAGGCUAAUUAAUGAUAAAUAAUUUGUCACAAUUUGUGUCAAUAACAACUGACUUUCAUAAUAUUAUUUUAAGAUAAUCAUUAUUUUGUUUGUCCAAACUUAUCCUUUAUUAUAUUCUUAACUUUCAGCCACUUAACAUGUUGAAAAACAACUUUUACUUCCAUUACCAAGACUUGUGAUUGAGCAAAGGCCUAAAUAAGGACAUUCAAGAAACUAAAAAAGAGUCAACACUUCUGUAAACUAUGUCCAUUAAUAGAGAGUGUUUUCCAAGAACUAUAUUAAACAAUAACACAUCUGAAUCAGCUGUGAUGGAAGUGGAAGAAAACAAAAACAAGAUGCAGAUUGUGUUGACCAAUGAAGGAGAUUAUUCUGAACUUGGAAGCAAUGGUAUGAUUAUUGAAGAUAGUGUCAGUAUGGAGGAUAUAAACCUGGUCUUGGAUAAGGACACUCGUGUCCUAUAUCUGAAUCCUGAUGGCACUCUAGUAUUUGAUCACACUGUCCUCUCAUCAGGUGCUGGGGACAAUAAUCCCCUCGUUCUGGAACCAAACACGAGUUACAUGCUGUCCACAGCACUGCAAGGUAAUGUUGUGCUGAGCUCCAAUGACCUGCCAUCUGCAAGUGGUGCACCAAAGCAGCUGUCAUUCACUGCUAGUGAUAUUAAUGAAGAGGGAACAAAACUCUGCCAUCUGAAUACUGACUAUUCACAGCAAACAGUUACUAUGGUGAUAGACAGAGGCCAAUCUCUUGGAUCAGAAUAUAUUCUAGUGGAGCCUAAUUCUUUUAUGCCAAGUGGUAGCCAGGCUUUAACUCUGGAUGUGGCCAAAGGUUCUCAAGGCCUUUAUUCUUCCUUAGAUAUUUCUAAGCUGAAUCAGUGCAGUACACCUUCAAGCACAACCAUACACCACAAACCUAAUGAAAAGAUGCCUGCGUACCCUUUGCAGGUGCAGCAAGUAGCAGGAUCAACUCCAGGUUGUAUAACUCUUCACUUUAGCUCCCAACAAAUUUUGCCCCCCGGCACUGAAGCUUCAAGUCUGAGCCUUGACAGUUCACAAUCUUCCAAGGAAGUAAGGUCUGACGAAUUUUUAGAACCAGAUGGUCACAGUGGUGGAGAUGGAUGCAUUCUAGAGAAACAAAAGACUGAGCUUCGAAACUUGGAGCAAUCUCACUUAGAACAUCACAUAAAGCAGAUCCAGAAGAGAAAUUUCGGGUCUAUGACUUCCAUUGAGGGUGACUCUGCGGAUGAUGAUAAUCAUGAAAUAGAAGUCGUUCAAGAACUCGAAAAGGCUGGAAUAGAUGAUGAUACUCCAGUAAGUUUCACAUUUGUUUCUCAGAAAGAAAUGAUUCUCUUUUUUAAUAUUUAACGGUCAGGCCUGCUUAUCGAGAGUGUGAUUUCUAUUCCCAAGUUCCUUGUUUGCAUUUUAAAUUAUAAGUUAAGUUGGUAAUAAGAUGUUUCCUUGAGGUUGUCAGCUCAUAUCUAUUUGAAAACAUCUAAAUGAUAAGGAUUUUAUGUCUUGCUCUAAAAUAAUAUUUCUUAUCCUCAGAUUUUUUCAAGUAUCUCAGCUCGAUUGAACUCAACUAUUUUGAAGCUGGUUCCUGGUUGCCAGCAGUUCCUUCUUGAGCAGGCUAAACAAGAGUCUACUGUGCCGUCUGAAAUAACAUUUGAUUCCAAUUUGGACUGCACCUUCAGUGGAGACUUGAGUGCACUCUUGAAAUUGCACAAUUCCUUAAAGAGGAUGAUAAAAUUGCGUUCUAGAACUCUGUUGGAUUUUAAGUUUGAAAAAUAUGGUAAAUCCAAAGAUGAUAAAAGCCUAAAUUGUGAGCUUUUGAAACCAUAUGUGUCAUCCAGAGGCCGUCAGCCCAAAUGCUCUUUGAAAGCAUCUCAAAUGGGUUUUGUUACGUCUCUUGACAAUUAUCUAAAUCUUGAUGGCAUACUUGCCAGCAAUGAAUCCAGAAAAGUUGGCGGUCGAGGGAGGAAAAAUAUUUGUGGUAAUCGUAGGAAAAGAGGCCGCCCAAGAAAAGUAAUAAAUUCAUUAGUGAACAAUGCAAAAAUGUCAUUUGAAACUCUACAUAACAUUCAUGAGCCUGAUUCUGUAAGUUCAGCAAAUGAUGUGCAUGGCGGAUGUGUUAAAGAGCUUGAGUGUGUUAAGCCAGUAGAGGAUCCCAAUGUUAACAUUUCUGAACAGCAAACUAGUGAAAUUACUUUUGAAAGUCCAGUAGGUCCACCGUUGGAAAAAUCAGAAUUAGAUUCAUCUGAUCCUGUUUGCCAACGAUUACUUGAGGAGCAAACCAAGUACAAGAAGGUUUUGCUGAACCAUCUUCUUCAAAAAUGCGAACAAAAAUCAAUCGAAAAUGAAUUACCAGUUCAUGAUGUAAAGACACCUUCUAUGGAUAAUGACGGUACUUCCAUCUUUAUUGUUUUAUAUUGGCUAAAUUAUUACAUUUAUAGUUAGUAUUUCCCUUACAUUUUAAAUGUUAUUUUAAACAGUGUUUUUAUAUAUACUGUUUGGUCAAUAUAUUAGAAUGCCUCCACGUAAAGAAAAUAUGUUUUCAUGUUGAUUCUGUUAUUCUUUGCUUGUUACUAACUUAAAUUCAAAUUUACAAAACAAAAAAGAAACAUACCGUAACAAGAAUAAAUACAAGAUGCCAAUUAAAAUAUUUAAUUCAUAACUUGUUGUACAAAAAGAUUGUGAAAUUCUUGGUGAGAUCUCCUAGCAUGUUUCUGAUAUCAUUUUAGGCUGCAAGGACGUAGCCCAAGAAAACUCAUCGGAGCCCAAAAUUUCAAAUACUAUCAUAAAGAGAAGAGGAAGGCCUUGUAAGAAAUGUGAGUGAUAUAAAUGAAAAAAAAAACAGCUAUAACAAGCACUAACAUAUACUAUAGGCAUUUUAUAAACCAGUAAGUUUUGAAAAGAAGACUUUACUUUCUAAAACAAAGGAAAAAUGUUUUAUCCCUUGGUACCAUAAAUGCUUACGAUUUAUUGUGUUUUUUUAUUUUAUUUAUGUACAUUGAUAUUAGUGGAGUAUACAGUAGUUAAAGCAUGUAGAGCUAAAAAAAAAAGUUUUAAAUUUAAAUCCUGGUUUUCUUGUGGCUGACCUUUUUGUGGUAACGUCAUUCAUUUUUUAGUAGAGGCAAAUACCUUAAUUUUCAUUUGUUUAAUAUGUGAUAGCACAACUGUUCAUGCACUUUGUCAUAACUGUACAUCCCUCUAGAUGAUCCUCAUUUACCUGUGGAAAAAGUCCAGCCCAGGAAUCCUUUAACUGAGUCGCCAGCAACAAAACAGCAACGGAAUUAUGAGGAGCAUCUGGCCUUCAAGUUUUUUUGCACUCAGUGCUCUUUCAAGACCAAGAGACAAAGUCACUUCUUGUCUCACAUGAGAUGUCACAAAGAUGGCACAGAGAGAAAGCAUUCAUGCACCCAUUGUGAAUUUGUCACGCUUAGUGUUCCUAUGCUGAAGCGUCAUGAGUUAAAGCACAAGCAAAAUUUAUUCAGGUGAGUAGUUGAUGCAGGAGAACAUUUUAAUUUUAAUGAAUUUAAUUGAAUAAUCAGGCAGUUUUGCAAAUGGCCCUCAGGAAAGCUUAUGUUAUUUUUUAAAAGUUAUUUUUCAGGCCAUAUAGCUUGUUGUGGCUUGUUCAGACAAAGUAGAUCCCUUGUUAUCUAUUCUGAUGACCAUUUUGCUUGUAAAACAUAAGCUACAGAUUUUGAUCCCACACCAAGCUAGCUGUUGUCUACGGAGGCUGAUGUUUUUAAUUAAGGGUUUCUUUCUCCCCAAGAUUUGCUUCCAUUGAACCAGGGAUGUGUCUUAGAUGUUUUAUUUGUAUAAUUUUCUAAAGUACAACUACUAACACAUAGUCAACCCGAGAAGUUUUUACAUUUCAACUUUCUGGACAACAAAGAAAGUCUUUAUUUAUAUAAUGCCAACAGCGUUAGGUCUUUCACUUCAAAUUGCACUCUCAGGAUGGAGUGUACCCACUUAAUCUUUUUUCUAAUAGUUUAUCUCUUUUCUUUAUGUGCUGUAGGUACUGUAUCAUUUUACACCUGGCUGUACCCCAGGUCUAAUAUCUAUCACCUGAUGCCAUGUUUGACUCAGCAUAUCAAAUUUCCUUACCAUUUUUAUUAUUUUUGUGUAUCUCUCCAUCAAUGGAGCAUAUAUGCUGGCUUGUGUUUUUGGCUAGUUGUAACCUGUGUGGAGCUUAUACAACAGACAGAAAUGAACUACUCAGGAGACACAUCAAAUUGAAACACAAUCGUGAGAGGUCAUCGGGAGACAGGUUAAGUUGUCCAAACUGCCCAUUUACCUGUUUCAAACCAAAAGAGAUGACAAGGCAUCAAGUGGCACAUGAUAGGUAAUGUUACCUACUUUAUACACUUUAUGCAUGCUCAUUUUUAUUCAAUCGUGUUAUUUGCAUAUAAAUAUGUGACUACUUUCUAUGUAGACAUAACAAGCAUCCACUACUUAAUUUCACACAUUUUCCAUAAAAGUAGUUUGGUGCUUUUGAGGAGACAUCCUUGGUGUUUCUCUGCUUGUGGGACUUGGUGAUUGUGCCUUAUUAGGGAGGUUGCUAACCAUAGCCACAACAUCUUAAAAUUGUCCCUGCUGUAUGAGUGUAUCUUGUGCUUUUUAUCUACUCCUCAUUUUCUGGUACUAUUUCUCAUCUUGAUUUGUAAAAUCAUUUUAGUAAUCUUGUCAUAAUUUCCACCUGAACAAAGUGGUAAUAUUAAAAUGGUAACAUUUAUUAAUGAGACCAGAGUAGUGGAUUGAAUUUCUCUUUGAUAUUUCAAGACUCAAAGAAUUUAAUGAAGUGAAAAUUUAGCUUUCAUAAUUCCCGUUCCCGAUGAAAAUUCAUUACUAUUUCAGAAAUAAAUUUAAAAAAUGGUACUGGUCAUUGGUAUGAAUUUUUCAGGUUGAGCCAGAUAUCUGAUGCUGAUCCCAAUAGCUGUCCUCAUUGUAAAAAAAGCUUUCGUAGCAGAAUGCAUCUCCAUCGACAUAUCCGAGAUGUUCAUGGGCCAGAAAUACGACCUCAUUUAUGUGAUACUUGUGGGAAAGCAUUUAAAAGAACAGAUGCAUUACAACAACAUAAGCUUGUGCACGUGUCACGACAAGCUCGUACUCUGCCCUUCAAGUGCCAAACUUGUGAUAAAGGAUUCCGAUCACCCGUAAGCUUAUAGUUCCUUAUCGAUAUUUGACUGUAUUAUACCUAUUCAUUAUCAUUAACUUAUAACUUGAAACUUUUCCUUUAUAAAUCUACAUAAUAAAAUAUUAAUUUAAAAAAACGCUUGCAAUCUUAUCAAUACUGUAAUUAAAAAGGGAUUUCUUAUUUAAAAAAAUUCCUCUUGUAUGACAUAGGCUCAUUUGAAAGAACACAUGAGUAUGCAUAGCUCUGAACGUCCUUUCCUGUGUCAGUAUUGUGGGGCAGCCUUCAAGACUCAGCCUGUUCAAAGAAAACACAUCAUGACAUUACACCUGCAGCCCAGAACACACGUUUGCAGGACAUGUUGUAGGCAGUUCAACACCAAGUAUGCAUUACAACGCCAUGAAAGCACACACAAGGUAUGUUAAAUAAUCUCUAAUUUAAUCACCAGCAGAAUUAGUCAGAGACUCUUUGAACCAUUCUUUCUAGUUGGUAGUUGAUUUAUUACGGAUUCAUUUUUAAUUGAAGGGAUAAUGGCUUGAUGCCACAUAACUUAUUGGUAUGAUUUCUUCUGUCCAACCCCAGACUGAGUCAGGUACAGCAGCAGCCAUUUUGAUAAUAGAGAGUGAGGAUACGUUGGGAGAAAAGGUCAACACUGUUGAAGAGAAAACGGCUGCCACAUCUGCUUUAGAAGGUCAUUCUGAAGCACUGACCACUUGUGAGGCACCCAAUAUCAUAGUGGAUAAUCAAGAAUCCAGUUGCCUGGUUCAAGAUAUCAUUGGGUCAGCUGCUACUGUCAUUGAGGAACCUCUUGACCAGUCAGGCCAGGGCUUACAGAGAGCUUACAUACAGGGAAGUCAAGAUGGGACUCUGUACUAUUUCACUGGAGAAUUGUCUACACUUUAAUUUAGAGUUUAUGGUCAUUUUAUUGGGCCACUUUCAGAUUUAUACUUUUUGGUGAUCUGAAUUACUUAGUUUAAAAAAUGAAGUGAAGACAAGGGCUUUGAAGAAAUUGCAAUGGUUUAAAUACUUUGGUGGUCAUAAGAAAGACCUCUGUUUUAUCAAAUAAGGGAAGAUGACACUAUUGACAUUGAACUAUUACUGACUUUAUACAUAUUAUGAUAUGUAUUGAUUGAGUAUUUGUAAUGCAGUUUUUUCAAUUUGAACAUUUUGUUUGAAUGAUUUUUAAUUUUACAUUAAACUAUACAUUUGGU
Lymnaea stagnalis (great pond snail) is the source of this 6441-nucleotide messenger RNA. The record is from the annotation of a GenBank genome assembly. Lineage: Eukaryota; Metazoa; Mollusca; Gastropoda; Lymnaeidae.